Molecule: messenger RNA, 906 nt
Organism: Bipolaris victoriae FI3
Lineage: Eukaryota; Fungi; Ascomycota; Dothideomycetes; Pleosporales; Pleosporaceae
Exons: 2
Coding region: 1-906 (301 amino acids)
Biological process (GO): hydrogen sulfide metabolic process; glutathione metabolic process
Molecular function (GO): sulfur dioxygenase activity
Source: RefSeq, a predicted model, not a curated record
AUGACUGCAGCUUCUCAUGAGCCUACUAUUCACAGUUGCUUCGAAGAGAAAACAGGCACAUGGCAAUACAUAGUUGCCGACCCGUCUACGAACAAAGCCGUCAUCAUCGACGCUGUCCUAGACUACGACGCAAACUCCAGAACCGUUAGCACAUCGACGGCCGACAAUUUACUUGCCAUCGUAUUUCGCCAGGGGUAUCAAGUUGAGAGGAUUCUUGAGACGCAUGCACAUGCCGAUCAUCUCACAGCUGCCUCUUACCUUCAAAGCCGACUUUUGCAAAUACAAGGGACCAGGCCGCCGAUUUGCAUUGGGAAGCGUAUCCAUCAAGUUCAAAAGUUUUUCGCUGCCAAAUACGGAAUUUCAACCGACGAGUACGAAAACGCGUUUGACCAUCUUUUCGAGGAUGACGAGUCGUUUGCAGUAGGGCAAUUGACAGUAGACGUAAUGCAUCUUCCAGGACACACUCCCGACCACUUGGGAUACCGAAUCUCCAACAACGUCUUCUGUGGCGAUUCCAUCUUCCAUGCAGAUAUUGGUACAGCGCGGUGUGACUUUCCCGGGGGCAGUGCGAAGGACCUGUACACGUCGGCAAAGAAAUUGCUUAGUCUACCGGAAGACUUCAAAAUCUGGACUGGUCAUGACUACCCGGCAUGUCCUGCGCGAUGCGAAGCCGUUCCUUGGAUGACGGUUGGCGAUCAUCGGGAGAGAAACAAACAUGUUUCUAUCGACAUAGCAGAGGAGGACUUCCUCACAUUGAGAAGGGAGCGAGAUGCGGGGUUGGCUGCGCCAAAGCUGCUGGACCCUUCGUUGCAGGUCAAUAUCCGAGCUGGAAGGCUACCUCGGCCAACACCUGGUGGCGAGCGUUUGGUGUCUCUGCCGAUCCAGAUGCGAUGCGACGCAUGGUAG